Messenger RNA from Lactuca saligna, 1125 nucleotides. Lineage: Eukaryota; Viridiplantae; Streptophyta; Magnoliopsida; Asterales; Asteraceae. The record is from the annotation of a GenBank genome assembly.
AUGAGAACCAGACGAGGAAUUUGUUAUACGGAGAUUGAUAAGUUGUGCUACCUGAAGAGAAAAACCGAUGGCAAUUUGUCCGGAGCACCGAUGAUAACGAGCCGAAAAAGGCUUAAGUCGUCGUCCGGAUUACCGGUGGUAGUUCAUUCCGGUCAGUGUGAUUUCUUGGACACGCUUCCCGACGAUAUCGUUUUAUGCAUCCUUGCGAAGCUUGGCUCCACCGCCGAUUGUGCUGCAGAUUUCUUCCGCGUUUUGUCAACAUGCAAGAGAUUAAACGGAUUAGGGCUUCAUUCACUUGUAUUGUCGAAGCUUUCAACAAAUUGUUUUGCCGUUAAAGCUAAAAGUUGGUCGGAAUCUUCUCACCGAUUUCUUAAACGGUGUUCCGAUGCCGGCAAUGCAGAAGCUUCUUACACACUCGGCAUGAUUACUUUCUACUGUUUGCAAAAUCGGGGUAGCGGAGCGUCGUUCAUGGCCAAAGCCGCGAUUCGGUCACACGCUCCGGCACUGUACUCACUUGCUGUGAUUCAGUUCAACGGCAGCGGAGGAUCAAAGAACGAUAAGGACUUGCGAGCCGGAGUUGCUCUUUGUGCUCGUUCGGCGUUUCUCGGCCACAUUGACGCUCUCCGGGAACUCGGACAUUGCCUGCAAGACGGUUACGGGGUGAGCAAGAAUGUCGCCGAAGGAAGGCGACUAUUGAUUCAAGCAAACACCCGUGAGCUAGCCGCCGUGUUCUCAACUACUCCGUCCUUGUUUUCCGGCAAACGCCAGAAAUGGAACCUAAUAGGCUCGGGGUGCCCGUUACUAAGUGAUUUCGGAUGUAAUGUUCCGGCUCCAGAAUCUCACCCUGCGAACCGUUUUCUCGGCGAAUGGUUCUCAGAGAAGCCACCGAGUCCGGAGCUGAGGUUAUGCUCGCACGGCGGUUGCGGUCGGCCGGAGACGAGGAAGCACGAGUUUAGACGGUGUUCGGUGUGUGGAGAUGUGAACUACUGCUCUCGCGCGUGUCAAGCACUCGACUGGAAAUUGCGUCAUAAAACGACGUGUAGAGAAGCUGUAGAUGUAAAUGGUGGCGAAAUAAACGGCAACAUGAAUGAAAAUAAUAUCAUUGAGAUGGUUGUUGAGAGUUGA